GUCCAAUACCAGGCAUACCCAUCAAUACAGUCAUACUGAUGUUUUCUCACCACAGACUAUUUUUCCCAUGUUUUGCUUCAGGGAUGAGAUUGAAGGGCUGACAUCAGAGAUGGCACUGCUCAAGGAGAACAACCAGACUCUGAUUGAAGAAAAACAGGCCACUGACGAAGCCUUGCAGGGCCGCUUGGUGAACAAGGAGAAGGCAAUGACUGACCUUGAAAGCAAAAAUAAGUCCCUAAAAUCUGACAUCUCAACCAAAAACAAGCAGAUCAAAGAUUUGGAAAAAGAGAUCAAGAGCCUGAAGAGCAAGGUGGCAUCCAGCAGUAAGCUGCAGGAGAGCAGAGACAGUGAGGUGGAGAGGCUGAGGGGAGAGCUGGAACAGCUGGAGACCCGCAGGGCGGAACUAGAGCAGGGCCUUGAGCGGCUCACACACCAAUCUGAAACUGCUAACAAGCAGGCAGAGGAAAUGAAGAGCCUGGCCAAGCAGUGUGCCCGGGAGAAGGAGGAGGCAGUGAGGAGCUGUGAGGGUCAGCGUGCAGAGAUGAUCUACAUCAUGGAGGGAUACAAGGCUGACAACGACAAGAUGCUGGCUGACAAGCAGAAGGAGCUAGACACUGUCAGGGCACAGGUGGAGGCUCUAAAGAAGAAGAAAGAUAAUGAGGCUGACAAGAAGAUUGCCAAACUUCAGGCAGAGAUUGACCAAUUACGGAAGACAGUGUCUGUGUCGGGACAUGAGAUGGAAAACAUGCAGAGGAAUGUUGGUGAAAAAGAAAACAAACUUCAGGAGUUGGAAAAAGAAAACAUGAAAAAGGAUGAAGAGCUGAAGGGACUUCAACAGCAGCUGGAAAAGAUGUUCAUCAAGAACACGGCUUCAACUGUUGUUCAGACCAGCCCUUUCAAAGACAGCUCCUCUACAAGUGACCAGCCUGUCACACCCAAACAUGCCAGUAAACUACCCACAUACCAGGACAAGGAGAACAAGAAACCUGGUGGUGAUGAUGAGGACCAUGUGUUCAGAUCAGUGCCGAAGACCCCCAUAGUUCCGAGGACACCCCUGGUCCCUAAAUCACCCUAUGUACCCCGAUCUUCAUUUGUCCCCAAUACUCCUUCAAUUGCACAAACACCACAGAGAAGUAUUCUCAAGCCCUUGUCUGCUAACUCUGCCAUCAAGAAGAGAAGGGUGGUGUUUGCAUCCAAGGAAGAGGAGGAGGCAUCCAACUCAGAAGAUUCCUGCCACUUUGAAGUCAUGGAUAUUGAUAUUGAGAAGAACAAGAGUGUGAGCAGUCAUGUAUUGGUGCUGCAGUCUCCCAAGCCUCGCACUCCGGAAUGCAAGAGUUCUGCUGUGCUUAUGCCCUUGCAUAGGACCCCACGCACACCCAAUGAGGACUCGGAGAAGAAAAGACAUAAAACAAGCCACACACCUGAUAAGACAUCAGUCAGUGAGGAAACAGUGGAAGACAAGAGCAAGACCAAAACCCCCUCAACAAGGAAAGCGCCUGUAAAGUCCUCUGGCAAGUUCUUCAAGAACAGUCCUAAGGACAGGAUGGCUAGUUUCAGAGAAGCACAGAAAGACAAAGAUCUCUCUUGGUUUGAAAGUAAUGAUGUCUUCGGAUUUGGGAUAGAAGAUUAAAGUGUGAGAUUCUUGUACAUGUUUAGUGUAAUGUUGUAUUCCAUUUUGAUCACACAAUUCACCAUAUUAUUGCAAAGCCUCUAUUUCAAAUGGAAUCUGUAUUUUGUUGAUCUCAAGCAUUCAAAUUAUAUUUAAAUAGCAAGCUUAUAGCUGCUAUACAAUCAACUUCCCUUUGUAAAUAAAUAAUGCCAUUAAUUCAUUUUGAUUUUUAUCCAAUAUGUAUCAACAUCGUUUCUAUAGGUGGUCGGUUUAAAGAUUUUCAAUACUGUUUAAACUGCUUUGUUAAUUUUUUGUUCAUUUUGUAUUGAUAUGGUGAUUUAUUGUUGAUAGUUCUUGGUUCGUUGCAGUCUGUGAUUGGGAAUAUUUGUCUGUGAUAUUGUUUCAUGUAUUUGUUGGAAAAACAAUUGAUCGAUACUUAAAUGUAAGUGUUUUGAAAAUAACAUUCUUUUACAAUGGUACACAUUCCUAUUGGCAUGUAGAAUACUAAAUUAAUUGAACAUUUGUAAUUAUUGUAAGAUAUUUGUUCAGUGAAAUUAUACACUGUUAAAACACAA
Dreissena polymorpha is the source of this 2184-nucleotide messenger RNA. Its product is annotated as neurofilament medium polypeptide-like. Gene Ontology annotation, molecular function: double-stranded DNA binding. NCBI's taxonomy places the organism in Eukaryota, Metazoa, Mollusca, Bivalvia, Myida, Dreissenidae. The transcript has 11 exons. Gene Ontology annotation, cellular component: central element; synaptonemal complex; male germ cell nucleus. Gene Ontology annotation, biological process: chiasma assembly; lateral element assembly; synaptonemal complex assembly. The coding region runs from base 68 to 1630 and encodes 520 amino acids. The record is from RefSeq and is a predicted model, not a curated record.